Owenia fusiformis is the source of this 833-nucleotide messenger RNA. NCBI's taxonomy places the organism in Eukaryota, Metazoa, Annelida, Polychaeta, Sabellida, Oweniidae. The record is from the annotation of a GenBank genome assembly.
CAGAUGGCAGAUUCAGCUUGAUCUUGGCAACAGGUGAAUGCAUCCAAGUUACGAAAAACAUUGAAACGAAAAAGAAAUAUAAGAAAAGGAAAUAUGAAUGUAAUGUUUGUCUUAAAAAAUUCAAAAGAUUACAAGAAGUUCAAAAACAUGGAGUUGUACAUACAGGAGAAAAACAUUUUAAAUGUGAUAUUUGUUUCAAGAAAUUUGGACAUAAAGAUCACAUGGAUAGACACAUAAAAUCAUUUCAUAAAAAAACUGAGAAAAGGAAUUACAAAUGUAACACUUGUCUGAAAUCAUUUAAAAGAUCUGAACAUCUUGAAAACCAUAGAAGGACACAUACUGGAGAGAAACCAUUCAAAUGUGAAAUCUGUUUAAGAACAUUCUCACGGAAGCAUCAUGUUGAUCAGCAUAAAAAAUCAAAGCAUAAGGAUCCUGAUAAGAAAUCCUAAAUUGUGAAGAUUUCAAGGUUAAACUAGAAAGGUAAUAUGGGCAUCCUGGAUUAACUUAGCAUAUUCUCCCAAAAGAGUGCACAGGCCACUUCCUAUGAUGAGUAAAGUCUCAGGAAAACUGAAAAUACACUGACCUGAGCAACAGAGAAUUUUACUCCUUUGGUCGUUUGAAUUUUCUAAUAUUUAUCUAUUCCCAUGUUUUAAAAUUUUAGGAGUGCACUCUUUAAAGAGAAUAUGGUAUUUUAUAUAGUGGGCGUAUUAUUGGCAUAGUAAGGUAAAUUUGACAUAGGAUAUGCCAUGAUUCACCUUCUCUCUCAAAAUGAAACUUUCACUGAACAAAUAUACAAUUGAUUUUUGCAAAGCAUAAUCACUUGAGACUCAUUC